GCAAGCCACAUGCAACAAAACUGCGCCAAAAAGAUCAAAGCAAGAUACCAGGAAUUUUUAAAGUUGCAAUCUUUUAAGUGAAGAAUGAAUAAAGUUGCAAUCUUCAUGGAGUGUGUAAUAGGAUUCAAGCAUCCAUUACUCCCACGCAGCAUCUUCUUCACUUCAAGAUCCUGCUUGCAGUCCCUGGUAACUUUCCAAAAUGCGCAGAACAAGAACUGUAGAGCUUCCAGGUCCGCAUGCUGGGCUGCUGGAAACUCCUUCGAUGAUCAAAUGCCGCUUGAAAGCAGUGAAAAUGGAUCUCUUCCUCUAUUUGAGACUCUCAGCGCAGAGAUUACGCCCGAAACCACUGAUUUCUUUGUUAGUGAUGCUGAGGGCGACCCUGACUGCCCUUCUGAGGGAUUCUCUUCAGUUGGAGAAGCGCUUACUUCUUUGCGUCAAGGAAAGACUGUGAUUGUUGUGAAUGACGAAAACGAUGAUGUUGAAGGGAAUCUUGUGAUGGCUGCUUCCCAUGCCAGUGCACAGGCGAUCGCCUUCAUGAUUAAAAAUGGAUCAGGGAUUGUCUCUGUGGGAAUGAAAGGGGAGGAUCUUGAAAGGCUAAAGCUUCCUCUCAUGUCUCCUGAGAAUGAAGAUGAUGCUUCUGCUCCCUCCUUCGCGAUCACAGUGGAUGCGAAAAUAGGGACAACCACGGGUGUAUCUGCUGCAGAUAGGGCGAAAACUGUGCUUGCGUUGUCGUCUAGUAGUUCCAGGGCGGACGAUUUCAGAAGGCCAGGCCAUGUGUUUCCCCUCAAGUAUAGAAAUGGCGGGGUUCUAAGAAGACCAGGUCACACCGAGGCUUCUGUUGAUCUGGUUAUGCUGGCUGGCAGACAACCGGUAUCUGUUCUUUCAGCUAUAAUUGAUGGAGAUGAUGGUUCUAUGGCCAAAAUGCCCAUUUUAAGAAAGCUUUCUUUCGACUAUGGCAUACCUAUCAUCUCAAUAACUGAUCUGAUUAGGUACAGAAGAAAGAGAGAAAAGCUGGUUGAGAGAACUGCUAUUUCGCGUUUGCCAACGAAAUGGGGUUUGUUUCAGGCUCAUUGUUAUCGUUCGAAACUAGACACGACAGAACAUAUAGCAAUUGUUAAGGGAGACAUUGGAAAUGGUCAGGAUGUCCUAGUAAGGGUUCACUCAGAGUGUUUGACAGGUGACAUUUUUGGGUCCAGGAGAUGUGACUGUGGAAACCAGUUGGACUUGGCAAUGCAGUUGAUCGAGGAAGCCGGUAGGGGAGUGGUUGUCUAUCUGCGAGGCCACGAGGGUCGAGGCAUUGGACUGGGGCACAAACUCCAGGCCUACAACUUGCAGGACCUGGGCCAUGACACAGUAGAGGCCAAUUUAGAGCUUGGCUUUGCUGCAGAUGCCCGGGAAUAUGGAAUCGGUGCUCAGAUACUGAGGGACUUAGGAGUGCGAACGAUGCGUCUCAUGACUAACAAUCCUGACAAGUUCACUGGUUUGAAGGGCUUCGGCUUGGCAGUUGUCGGGAGAGUUCCAGUUUUAACACCCUACACAGAGGAAAACAGGAGAUAUUUGGAAACAAAAAGAACAAAGAUGGGCCAUGUGUAUGGAUCUGAUAUACAAACUCCUCAAUUCAUCAAACCGAACGAAAAGAAACAAGACCCUCCACACCAAACACAGGAAUAUUGAAACCAUAUCUUCUGAAUUUCACAUGUCUAGUCUCUCACUUUUCUUGAAAUUCAUUAUUCUGUUGUAAAUUUACUUACACAAAAUGGACUUGACAGAGAGAACAAGAAAAAUUUUCUGUUUCUGGGCUCUCA
Messenger RNA from Ipomoea triloba (trilobed morning glory), 1805 nucleotides. RefSeq names its product monofunctional riboflavin biosynthesis protein RIBA 3, chloroplastic-like. Gene Ontology annotation, cellular component: cytosol. The transcript is spliced from 6 exons. The record is from RefSeq and is a predicted model, not a curated record. Gene Ontology annotation, molecular function: GTP cyclohydrolase II activity; 3,4-dihydroxy-2-butanone-4-phosphate synthase activity. Lineage: Eukaryota; Viridiplantae; Streptophyta; Magnoliopsida; Solanales; Convolvulaceae. Gene Ontology annotation, biological process: riboflavin biosynthetic process. The coding region runs from base 85 to 1674 and encodes 529 amino acids.